Molecule: messenger RNA, 924 nt
Organism: Rotaria sp. Silwood1
Lineage: Eukaryota; Metazoa; Rotifera; Eurotatoria; Philodinida; Philodinidae
Source: the annotation of a GenBank genome assembly
AUGAAAACCUGCUCAUUUCGUGGUGCUCUGCCACGAUCACUUGAUGAAGGUUUAUUUUGUAAGUCUCAUUUACCUGCCGUACUCUAUGCAUUACAACCAUGUGACCAAAUGAGUUGUCCAGUUUGUGAAACACCAUCUACAACUGUUCACUUUAAUUCAUACAGAGCUCAUCGAUUUGUGAAUCAUUACUACGCUAUAUUGAACCAUCCAGCUAAUUGCCAGACGCAGAAUAUUAUUUAUGCGUUAACUUGUCCAUGUGGUAAUUAUGAUUUCAUCGGAUCGACAACGUCUAAUAUCACUGAAGUAAUUCAAUGUAUACGUGAGAAAGGUAAUCACUUUAUUCACAAUUCAUUGUUAGCAGCAACAUCAUUUCAUAAUGCUCUGUACGAUACAAAUCAUUUUCUUUCGAAUGAGAAGGAAAAAUUUCGUUUAUAUUUGCAUUCAUCACGUUGUACAAAAGCGCUUCAAUUAUUCUUAAAUAUGAAUUCGCAAUAUGAUUGUUUUGUUCCAAUGACAUAUGAAGAACCGAUGGUGGAUGACGAAGAUAAUGCUGAAGAAGUAUCAUUCAUGGAGGCAAACGUACAAUUGUUAGUCGAGCAUGUUCCAGUACCACCCAACGGCUAUACUUUCUCUAAUAAACAACGGCAAAAACAACAACAAUUUUUUCAAAAGUUAAGUUCAAAUGGAAAUUCUGGAAGACUAUGGUCGCCGAUAGAUCUUUAUCAUGCUGCAGUAAUUGCGGUUCUACCCGAAAAUUGUUCCAGUUUACUGCGAGAAGUAAUCGAGUGUCUGCUUGUCACUUAUGCUGAAAUAAAAUUAAACAUGUUCAAUUUACGUACAACAGACAUUCAACAAUUAUAUGGACCUCCCUAUGAGGGAAUUUGGUGUGAAGGUGUAAAACAACCAUUUUUACAUGCGCCUUAG